AUGUUGAACAAAAAUUGGGUGAAACUAAACAGAGCUACAAAAGAGUACACGGAUGCGGCAUGGGACUUUGUGAAAAUGGUAGAAAGAAAUUAUGGUUUUCCAAAUAAAAUUAUCUGUCCUUGUAAGAAGUGUCGAAACUUAAAUCAUCAUUGUGUUGAUGAUGUUUUUGAGCACUUAGUUAUAACCGGAAUGGAUCCAACUUAUCGUAUUUGGGUUCACCAUGGAGAGCAACCCAUUGAUACUCAAGUUGACGAAGUUUCGAAUGAUAUGGAUGCAUUUGAUUUAUACACGACUGCUGCCAUGGAUGAUGUGGACAAUAAUAUAGGUUGUGGAGGUGGUGAAGACGAUGAAUUUGUUAACGAAGAUCUUCAAAAGAAGUUGGAGGAUGCGGAAUCUCCUUUAUAUGAAGGGUGUGAGAAAUGCACAAAACUUUCAUCAAUUGUAGCUUUAUAUAGGUUGAAGAAUCUGAAUGGUUGGACAGACAAAAGUUUUACUGGACUAUUAGAACUCCUUUGUGAUAUGUUUCCCAAAAACAAUGUACUUCCUGAUUCCAUGUACUCAGUUAGGAAAUUUUUGAGAAAUUUUGAUUUGAAAUAUGAAAAGAUUGAUGCUUGUAUUAAUGAUUGUUGCUUAUUUAGAAAGGAGAAGGAUAAAAUGGAUGUUUGUCCUAAGUGUAGUGUUUCUAGAUGGAAAGUUGAUAAACACACAAAGAAUGUUAAAGUUGGUGAGGCUGCCAAAGUUUUGAGGUAUUUUCCGAUAAUACCCCGAUUGAAAAGAUUGUUUAGAUCAAAAGAAAUGGCUGAAAACUUAAGGUGGCAUUUCACUCAUAAAAGUAUUGAUGGGAAGAUGCGACAUCCAGCGGAUACACCUGCUUGGGAUUCCAUUAAUGAAAGAUGGCCAGAGUUUAAUCUUGAACCACGCAACCUUAGGCUCGGACUAGCUGCUGAUGGAAUUAACCCCUAUAAAAGUCUAAGCUCCACUUAUAGUUGUUGGCCAGUGAUGCUUGUUAUCUAUAAUUUACCACCUUGGUUGUGCAUGAGGGACGGAAAUACAUUUUUGUCAUUAUUGAUUCCAGGUCGUAAACAACGUGGAAAUGAUAUUGAUAUUUAUUUGGAGCCUCUUAUUGAAGACUUAAACAAAUUGUGGAAUAAUGGAGUGCAUACUUAUGAUGCAUUCGACAAAAGCUCCUUCAAUUUGAAGGCAAUGUUGUUGUGGACAAUAAACGAUUUUCCUGCAUAUGGAAAUCUUGCUGGGUGUACAACCAAAGGCAAGACAGCUUGCCCGAUUUGUGGUAAUGAUACAUGUGCAACUAGGCUGAAACAUAGUAAAAAAUUUUCAUACCAAAAUACUAGGAGAUUUCUCCCGUUUGAUCAUCCAUAUCGGUCUAAGAAAGCAUGGUUCAAUGGAGCUACAGAAGAAAGAGGCCCCCCUAAAGUUUUGAGUUGCAGUGAAAUUGUUGAAGAACUAAAUCAAAUUACCAACGAUUUUGGAAAAAAUAUGAAUCCCAAAAAAAGGAGUCGGGAUAAUAAGGUGGAAGGAAUGUGGAAGAAGAAAUCUAUAUUUUUCAAUCUACCAUAUUGGGAGGUUUUGUUAGUUCGUCAUAAUUUGGAUGUUAUGCAUAUAGAAAAAAAUGUGUGUGAUAGUAUUAUUAGCACAUUGUUGGACUUGAAUGGAAAAUCCAAAGAUCAUCUUAAUGCUCGAUUGGAUUUAAAGGAUUUGGGUAUCAAGAAGGCCUUGCAUCCGGUGGAGAAAGAUGGGAUUAUAUGA
Humulus lupulus (European hop) is the source of this 1767-nucleotide messenger RNA. RefSeq lists its product as uncharacterized. The transcript has 3 exons. Bases 1 to 1767 code for a protein of 588 amino acids. The record is from RefSeq and is a predicted model, not a curated record. NCBI's taxonomy places the organism in Eukaryota, Viridiplantae, Streptophyta, Magnoliopsida, Rosales, Cannabaceae.